This is a messenger RNA of Pezoporus occidentalis (night parrot), 3457 nucleotides long. It is a transcript of the gene PAPSS2, whose product is annotated as 3'-phosphoadenosine 5'-phosphosulfate synthase 2. Gene Ontology annotation, biological process: 3'-phosphoadenosine 5'-phosphosulfate biosynthetic process; sulfate assimilation. Bases 98 to 1927 code for a protein of 609 amino acids. The record is from RefSeq and is a predicted model, not a curated record. Lineage: Eukaryota; Metazoa; Chordata; Aves; Psittaciformes; Psittacidae. Gene Ontology annotation, molecular function: ATP binding; adenylylsulfate kinase activity; sulfate adenylyltransferase (ATP) activity. The transcript has 12 exons.
GGGCGGGCGUAGGGCGAAAGGGGCCGGCCCAGGGACUCGCUACGUGUCGCGGGAGCCCUUAUAGGCCCGGCGCACCCCGGCCCCGCCGCCCGUCACCAUGUCGAGCCGACCGCCGGCGGGAUCAACCAAUGUGGUUUACCAAGCCCAUCAUGUCAGCAGGAGUAAGAGAGGUCAGGUCGUCGGUACCAGGGGUGGAUUUCGAGGCUGCACGGUUUGGCUAACAGGCCUUUCUGGAGCUGGCAAGACAACCAUUGGCUUUGCUCUGGAAGAGUACUUGGUCUCACAUGGCAUCCCUUGCUAUUCCCUGGAUGGUGAUAAUGUUCGGCAUGGCUUGAAUAAAAACCUGGGUUUCUCACCUGGGGACCGUGAGGAGAACAUCCGCCGCAUUGCAGAGGUGGCCAGGCUGUUUGCUGACGCUGGGCUUGUCUGCAUAACUAGUUUCAUUUCUCCAUUUGCAAAGGAUCGUAAAAAUGCACGGAAAAUUCAUGAAGCAGCUGGACUUCCUUUCUUUGAAAUCUUUGUAGAUGCUCCUCUAAGUAUUUGUGAAAGCAGAGAUGUGAAGGGUCUGUACAAAAAGGCAAGAGCUGGAGAGAUCAAAGGAUUCACGGGAAUUGACUCAGAGUAUGAGAAGCCUGAGUCUCCUGAACUAGUGCUGAAAACGAACGUUGCGUCAGUGUCUGAAUGUAUUCAGCAGGUUGUGGAGCUCCUCCAAAUACAAAACAUUGUGCCCCACAGCUCAGUUAAGGACAUUCUUGAGCUCUUUGUGCCUGAAAAUAAACUCAGUACUGUACAAGCUGAAGCAGAGAUGCUACCAUCUGUAGAGAUCACUAAGCUGGAUCUGCAGUGGGUGCAGGUGCUGAGCGAAGGCUGGGCCACUCCGCUGACCGGCUUCAUGCGCGAGGCAGAGUACUUGCAAGUGAUCCAUUUUGGCACCCUGCUGAAUGACGGCAUUGUCAACUUGAGCAUCCCCAUCGUGCUGCCAAUCUCUGUGGAGGACAAGGAGCGGCUGGAGGGCUGCGAGGCACUGGCACUAAGCUACCUGGGGCGAAGGGUGGCGGUCCUGAAGAACCCUGAGUACUUCGAGCACAGGAAGGAGGAGCGCUGCGCCCGUGUCUGGGGCACCACCUGUGCAAAGCACCCGCAUGUCAAAAUGGUGAUGGAAAGUGGAGACUGGCUGGUUGGUGGAGACCUGCUUGUGCUGGAGAAGAUCAAAUGGAAUGAUGGGCUGGACCAGUACCGCCUGACACCACUUGCUCUCAAGCAGAAGUUCAUGGAAAUGAAUGCUGAUGCUGUCUUUGCAUUUCAGCUGCGCAACCCUGUUCACAAUGGGCAUGCCCUGCUCAUGCAGGACACGCGGCGCCAGCUUCUGGAGAAGGGAUACAAAAACCCCGUGCUUCUCCUGCACCCCCUGGGGGGAUGGACCAAAGAUGACGAUGUCCCGCUGGAGUGGCGGAUGAAGCAGCAUGCAGCAGUGCUGGAGGAGCAAGUCCUGGACCCCAAGUCAACCAUCGUUGCCAUCUUCCCUUCUCCCAUGCUCUAUGCGGGCCCCACAGAGGUGCAGUGGCACUGCCGAGCUCGCAUGAUUGCUGGGGCCAAUUUCUAUAUUGUGGGGCGUGAUCCUGCAGGCAUGCCUCACCCCGAGACCAAGAAGGACCUCUACGAGCCCACACAAGGAGGGAAGGUCCUCAGCAUGGCACCAGGCCUGACCUCAGUGGAGAUCAUCCCCUUCCGGGUGGCUGCUUACAAUAAAGUGAAAAGGGCCAUGGAUUUCUAUGACCCGAAAAGGCACAACGAUUUUGACUUCAUCUCGGGGACACGCAUGAGGAAGCUUGCUCGUGAAGGUGAAAACCCACCAGACGGCUUCAUGGCCCCCAAAGCUUGGAAAGUCCUAACUGAGUACUACCAGUCACUGGGAAAACAGAAUUAACACUCCUCCUCCCUAGAAAUGCUUGUAUUAAGAGUGAGCAAUGAUUGAUUGAUUCCCUAUGACACAGAUCAGUUACUUGGCAUUUCCAAUGCUCUGCCUGUAGGAUUUUUCUACCUAGGUCAGAGUGGUUUUUACUAAUCAGAAAUAAUUUGAGCCUCGUCCUUCUCCCCUGGAAGCUGCCAGGAGUAUCCCCAUGGAACUGGAAGGGAAGGGCAGCGAGCCCUGCAUUCCCAGCUGAGUGCAGCUGCAGGAAGCCCAGCACAGCCCCUGGGUGGGCCAGCUGGAUUGUUCCAAUGCCACCAGAGCCAGGCACCAGCCCCCGAUGCAGAGCUGGGACCUCAGCACCAGGAUGAAAACCACGCCUGUCCCCUGUGUGGAGCAGAAAUGAAGAAGUGCCUUUUCUCUACCCGCAGCCAGCUCUGCCUGAAGAGGAAGGAGCCACUGAAGUGAGGAGCAGCUGCUGCUGCCAGGCUGGAAGAGGGAAACAGGCACACAGUGCUUGGAUCCAUUCGCUGUCCUCCAGGUUGUCCCAUAGACCAUUUUUGCCAACAAACAGUGGGGUUUUUUUAAUGCCCUUUUUUAAAAAGGAGUUUUUAAAAUCAGCCUUGACCACCACUCGUUCCUUGUGGCUGAGACAGCUGUUCACUGUCCUUCUUUGCUUUCUCCUGUUUGAACUCUCUGGUCAAAACAAAACCUGGGCUGAACAUUACUGAUGCUCUGAGUUCAGCUUUCCAUGGCAAUCCCUGUGCUCACAGCCUAGGGGACCCAUGGAUGCGGGAAGAUGUUCUUGGGAGGCACCGUAAAGACCGGGAGAUCUUUGAGAAAGUUCAGGGCAGCAGUCAAAAACUGGGGAUGGUUUUUACAUGUUUUCAUGGGUAUCCUCACACCUAGCAGGACUGCAUCCCCCCUUUCCUUUGCCUGUGCUUCUCCCAUCUGAAAGGCAAAUUAAAGGCAAACCAGCAAAAUCACAGUGUGAGGUGGGUCCAAGAGGCUGUACCUGUUAAAAGAGUGGAGAGAUGGCUCAAGCACUUGCCUUCAUCUGUACCCGUAAUCCCACAUGGGUACAGGUGGCCUGAUUUUACUUAGUACCUGCGUGCUGCGGAUGCUGGCUCUGGUGGGAGAUGGCAGAGGAUGGAGAGAAGUCCUUGCCGUCCACCUCCACCUGCAUGGGGUGCUGCUGUGUGAGGGGUGUUGGUGCUGAGCCAUCAUCCCUCACACAGAGAGGUAGCCAGUGGCUGGUGCUGCACCCAGCUAUGGCUGGUGGAAAGUUACAGCAGCCCUAACCUUUCUCAACCCACCCUCUCUGACACUGAUUUUGCUGCUGUGUUGGCUUUUUUACUGACCCGCAGCACUUGCAGUGAACUCUGACUGGGCAGAGCAGUGUGACUCAGCACCGGAGCUUUACCUGGCCCCGCUCGUGUCUCACUGCAGGCACAUGCUGCUGGGACUGGUGCAUGUCUCUGUGGUGGCUGAGGUUUGAGCACACUGCCUCACAUGGCUGGGAGCCCCUCAGCCACCUCCUGCCCCUGC